AUGCCGUCAAAAGUGGCAGCCGCAGGGGCUGAUUUCGCCUGUCCCGAUACCGUCGUUCACGCCGUCGACCCCGUCAGCUGCGUGUCAAAAUCGGCGUAUUCGCUCUGCCGGGAUCUAUUUCCUGCUGUGCUCUCUUCUACUCCAUCUCAGGCCGUCUUCGUUGCACUGUGCCUGGCAGGCGCCGCCUCUGGCGGCGCAGUGCUGCCAGCUCCGGCCCCACUUUACGCCCCAGCACCCGUCCUGGCGGCUCCCCGCGUCUAUGCCGCUCCCGCAAAGGCCGUUCUUGCUCCUGUCGCCGCGGUGCCGGUGACAGCGCAGUCCUACUCCUUUGGUUACAACUCGGCUGACGAGUUCGGCACGCGCGUCCAGCGCCAGGAGUCCAGCGACGUGAACAACGUGCGCACCGGCUCGUACGGCUACGCCGACGCCAACGGCAUCUUCCGCCACGUCCAGUACGUCGCCGAUGCCGGAGGCUUCCGCGCUGCCAUUGACACCAACGAACCGGGCACCGCCCAGGGACAAACGGCUGGCGCCCUUUACAACGCCGCACCGUUGCCGGCCGCCCCAGUGGCCCGUCCAGCACCCGUGGUGGCCGCUGCGCCGUACAAGGCCGCUGCCGCCGUGCCCGUGGCGGCGUCGUACGCAGCGUACGCCAAGCCUGCCCCCGCUCCUGCACCACUGUACGCUCCGGCGCAGCCAAAGUACGCCGCGCCAGCCUAUGCCCCGGCGAGAGCUGUCGCGUAUGGACCCAAGUAUUUAUAAGGACGAUGAAGGGUGCAUCCACCCGCUUGCUUGACCGAACGGAUUGAAUUGAGCGUGACACACUUUUGGGGUUGAGUUAUUUUGACGGUCAUUAAACUUUUCGUUUUAUCCAUCUUCGGAGUGACUGCACGCGAUUGCUGUAUUUAGAUUGCCCAUAUUAGCACGAAUGAACUCGUGCUUGAAUUCGAAACACUGGGAUGAAAAUUACUGCCGGUGUUAAUGAUCGCCGCAGUAUAUCCAGGAAGCAGUAUAUCAACUUAAGUAUGCUUAACAAUUACCUAUGGGAGAGAAAGAUGACCGAAUGGUUAAACGCGAUGGCGAGGUACAGAUAAUAUUUUAAUUAAAGGAAAGCAGAAUCCCGUACGAAGUUGCGCAUUUAAAUUAGGCUGUAUUAUUUCCGUCUUUCAAGGCAGCCUUUAUUUCAGGACGUUAAUCCUUUGCGUUCCUUUUAUGAUUGGAUAUCCUUCAGGACAUAUUCCGUCGAUCUCUUUAAGGAACUGUCUCAUAGGUGUUUCGCGUUAAUUAGAGGGAACCUUCCUUAUCCAGAAAAUGCUAGUGCAUUCUUCGCCUCAACGUAGGUAUUAGCCUAGGUGAUGCUUGCAACUUGUAUCUUCGACACCAGCCACGAGAUCGAGAAUCAGAUAUGAAGACAAUGAGUAAUGAUUGCGUGAGUGCGCGAACGGUGACCACUUUUGUACUCCUUUAGCUACCAGUUCAGAUGCUUAUGUUCACAAUGCGAAGACCUCGAACUUCGAGUUGCCUUCAACGAGGGUGCGAUGGCUAUUAUUUCUGAGCUUGCACUUUCCUUCUAUACCACAGCUUUUGGCUGCCGGAGGCGGAUGUGUAAGUUGAGUU
Molecule: messenger RNA, 1617 nt
Organism: Dermacentor silvarum
Lineage: Eukaryota; Metazoa; Arthropoda; Arachnida; Ixodida; Ixodidae
Product: adult-specific rigid cuticular protein 15.7
Exons: 3
Coding region: 1-762 (253 amino acids)
Cellular component (GO): chitin-based extracellular matrix
Molecular function (GO): structural constituent of chitin-based larval cuticle
Source: RefSeq, a predicted model, not a curated record